UCUUUGAAUUACACAAAUUCUCACAAUCUCACAGAAAAAAAAAACACACACACUCAAAAGUUUUCCGAUCAACCGAAAACUCACUUCAAGAAUGGCGUCUCACGAUCAGCAGUACAGAGCCGGCGAAGUCAAAGGCCGAACCGAGGAGAAGACCGGUCAGAUGAUGGGGACAAUGAGGGACAAGGCGCAGCAAGGGAAAGACAAGACGUCCGACACGGCGGGAGCCGCCUGGAACCGGACCAAAGAGUCCACAGACCAGACCGGAAGCUACGUGUCAGAUAAGGCCGGAGCUGCGAGGGACAAAGCGUCGGAAAUGGGUCAAGCCACCAAGGACAAGGCGUCGCAGAUUGGUCAAGCCACCAAGGACAAAGCCUCGGAUACAGCACAGUGGACUAAAGAAACUGCUGAGAGUGGAAAAGAGAAGACCGGAGGGGUGAUGCAGAGGACUGGAGAGCAGGUGAAGAAUAUGGCUCAAGGUGCUGCGGAUGCUGUGAAGAGUACUCUUGGAUUCGGGGAGAAUGAAGGUGGUGAUAAGCACACCACUGGCACUACCGGUGGCCUUGAUACUACCACCACCACCACCCGGAGGACCAACUACUAGACGUUGAAUGGUGGUGGUGUGAUAUUAUAUUGCGUUUUUAGUUGUUUCGAGGGAUGGUUUUUAUUGUUCCCUUUCGUUUGUUUGUUUUUUUUUUUUUUAAUGUUAGGUUGGUGGGUGUAUGUAUAGAGAAUACUGGUGUGAUCAUAUACGUAUGUCUUACCACCUUGGUGUCCUCAUAGUUCUCGAUACUUCACAUCGCAAAUAAAGUGGGGAUUUUCUAUAAAUGGCUUUUGAUUUUCUAUAAAAUUUUCCUCUUUUUA
Messenger RNA from Lactuca sativa (garden lettuce), 861 nucleotides. RefSeq lists its product as uncharacterized. The record is from RefSeq and is a predicted model, not a curated record. NCBI's taxonomy places the organism in Eukaryota, Viridiplantae, Streptophyta, Magnoliopsida, Asterales, Asteraceae.